Messenger RNA from Eptesicus fuscus (big brown bat), 1427 nucleotides. It is a transcript of the gene GALE, whose product is annotated as UDP-galactose-4-epimerase. Gene Ontology annotation, cellular component: cytosol. The coding region runs from base 52 to 1098 and encodes 348 amino acids. Gene Ontology annotation, biological process: beta-D-galactose catabolic process via UDP-galactose, Leloir pathway. Gene Ontology annotation, molecular function: UDP-glucose 4-epimerase activity. The transcript is spliced from 11 exons. The record is from RefSeq and is a predicted model, not a curated record. Lineage: Eukaryota; Metazoa; Chordata; Mammalia; Chiroptera; Vespertilionidae.
GCGGGAGGUGGCACCGCUGGAGGCAGCGCGGGACGCGCGGUCCGAGGUGCAAUGGCAGAAAAGGUGCUGGUAACCGGCGGGGCUGGCUACAUCGGCAGCCACACGGUGCUGGAGCUGCUGGAGGCGGGCUACUCCCCUGUGGUCAUCGACAACUUCCAUAAUGCCAUCCGCGGAGGCGGGUCCAUGCCUGAGAGCCUGCGGCGGGUUCAGGGGCUGACAGGCCGCUCUUUGGAGUUUGAGGAGAUGGACAUCUUGGACCAGGCAGCCCUGGAGCGUCUCUUCAAAAAGCACAGCUUUACGGCGGUCAUCCACUUUGCGGGGCUCAAGGCCGUGGGCGAGUCAGUGCAGAAGCCUCUGGAUUAUUACAGAGUUAACUUGACAGGAACCAUCCAACUUUUGGAGAUUAUGAGAGCGCACGGGGUGAAGAACCUGGUAUUCAGCAGCUCGGCUACCGUGUAUGGGAACCCCCAGUACCUGCCCCUGGACGAGGCCCACCCCACGGGUGGCUGUACUAACCCCUACGGCAAGUCCAAGUACUUCAUCGAGGAAAUGAUCCGGGACCUGUGCCAGGCAGACAAGACCUGGAAUGCAGUGCUGCUGCGAUAUUUCAACCCCACGGGCGCCCACGCCUCGGGCUGCAUUGGUGAAGACCCCCAGGGCAUCCCCAACAACCUCAUGCCCUAUGUCUCCCAGGUGGCCAUUGGGCGACGGGAGGCACUGAAUGUCUUUGGCAACGACUAUGACACAGAGGAUGGCACAGGCGUCCGGGACUACAUCCACGUAGUGGAUCUGGCCAAGGGCCACAUCGCAGCCCUGAGGAAACUGAAGGAUCAGUGUGGCUGCCGGAUCUACAACCUGGGAACGGGCACAGGCUAUUCGGUGCUGCAGAUGGUCCAGGCCAUGGAGAAGGCCUCCGGGAGGAAGAUCCCGUACAAGGUGGUGGCACGGCGGGAAGGUGACGUGGCUGCCUGUUACGCCAACCCGAGCCUGGCCCUCCAGGAGCUGGGCUGGACAGCAGCCUUAGGGCUAGACAGGAUGUGUGAAGACCUGUGGCGCUGGCAGAAGCAGAACCCUUCCGGCUUUGGCGCACAGGCCUGAGACCCUCCUACCACGGACAGAAAAGGAAGAGACACAACUGCUGCUCUCCAGCAUCUGGCAGGCCCCGGGGGCCUCAGAGCCUGCCCUACCUCAAACCCCAGCCAGGCCCGCCCAGCCCACAGGCAUGAGGCCAAGGGCUCCGGUGAUGUUGAUGAGGAGUCCAUGGUCUCUAACUCUUCUCUUCCCCAGGGGCUGGGAACCCAUCGGGACCACCAAGAGCGAGUGGGGGAGGCAGGGUCGUGAGACUAACACCCUCCUCCCAGGCACUAAUUUAUACUGCCGUGAAGGCACUCUCCAAAGUAUUUAAAAUAAAGUUUUCUUACACUGGA